Durusdinium trenchii is the source of this 2595-nucleotide messenger RNA. Lineage: Eukaryota; Dinophyceae; Suessiales; Symbiodiniaceae. The record is from the annotation of a GenBank genome assembly.
AUGCCACGCCUGGCGAUGCAAACCGCAGCGCGCGCAGCGCACGCGAAAAGCGAACUGCUGGAGAUCUUGGCUGGUGAAAACUGGGAUGCCAGCAGGGUGGAAGCAGCACAACGUGUGGAAGACCUGGUCCAAGCACUCAUUGAGACCUGCCAAGAGGGAGGACGAAGGGAUGAUACGGGACGAUACUCCAAACAUGCAGGCUUUCGGAGGGUUUUCACCGUGGGUUUGCCUCCUGUGGUGGAAGGACACCACGUCAGCUUUGCCUCUGUUUGGUUCAACACCUCCAAGAAGUCCACCGCGCUCCACGAGUAUGUCUUUGGCAAAGGACCUUCGCCUGUACAGGCUGCAGCCUUUACGAACAAUGCUGUUCAGAAGGUCUACCAGGUCCUCGACUUGUCCGUCUCGCCAAAGCGCUGGUACAAUGUCAUUGAUGCCACCCCUGCGGGCAUCAUUUGCCUGGAAGCUGACCUGACUUCGCAAGAUGCAGACGUGCGCUUUCAGUGGACGGGCGGGCAGAUCAUUGUGAAGAGGCCCCCAUGGUCUCAAGAGGAUCUGCCCAAACCCAUUCGUUUGCCUUAUCCUGUGCCCUUUGCCCUGCUGGGUGAUCGGGCCCGAGGAAUCUUCGAGACCGCCUACUUGGAUGAAGAUCUGCGCCACUCGAUUGGAGACCAGACGCGGAGACCGCGAUUGAAGGCGUGGGGAGAGGCCACCUUCGAUCUGGUGCCAGGCCCUCAGGUGGGAAACCAUCUGGGCAUCUGGUCACUCAUCAUCGGGGUGCUCGUGAGCGUCCUGGUGGUGGGUGUUUGGAUCGGGUGGAAAGCCCACUCCAUCUGGGCCGUGUGGAAAGUGGUCAACCCACUAGCUCGCUUCCAAGUGGGUGACACACCUUGGGCCAUCCUCACCAGGAAGGCCAUAAGGUUUGUGUCUCGUCGCCGCCUCAUAGGCCUUGCCUUCUCCAACUACCGCAACUACUCUUUGCGGAACACCGAGCAGGGCACACCUACAACCCUACGAAGGGCAAGGCUUGCGGUGGCAAGCCCAAAAGCAUCUGCCAGGAGGCAGAUCCAAUUCGACCAGGAGCUCACCCCGUUGAGAGAAGAGCUCAAUAAUAUGGCCACCCUUCAGCAUGUUGCAGACUGGGCCGGCACAACUGGAGAAGUCCACGAACAUUUGAUGGAUGCUCUGGGCAAGCCCUCAAAACUGCGGGACAUUGCCUUCAUCAACCGGACGGUCUGGGACAACGUGGUGGCAGGGUUAAAGAUCGAUACUUCAUCGGGCACAACCACCAGUGAAAGAGACCUCACCCCAGUUGAGGCUUCUCGAAUCGAGAUAUUCCGAAGGGUGACUUUACUUCGGCUUGGUGCAAAUCCAGAUCACGUUGGAUCGUCAACCGCACCGCCAGUAGGGUCCAUCGGAGUCUCACCUUUGCCAAGUACUUCAACACCAACCUCUCCCACGAGGAAGCUGAAACUGAGCAGCGUGAUCGACCCAACGCUGGAUGCUGAGAUUCUUCAGCUAGAGCAGUCAGAAGUGGCACGCAUGUAUAGUACAUACAAGGCAAAGUUCGGGGACCAUCCAAGCCAAGAAGUGGAACCUUCGGCAGACCAACUGUCGGGUAUCAAUCAAAUGUUGCGAAUCAAGAGAAGGAUCAGCGACUUUCCCCUGUGGAUCACUGCAAAGAACAUCUCCUCCGUGGGAGACCUUCCCAAAGUGACGAGGUGGCACAAGUACAGGUACGGCUGUACAAACCUGGAACCGGAACUGUGGGCUGACCAACCGAGAUGCCUGUUGGUAUUCAGCGGCAAGAGCAGACCCGGGGACUUGGCUAGCUACCUCGGAGCAGAAGGAUGGAUCGUGGUCAUCGUCGACAAGGUGGCGCCAGAGCCCACCGAUGUGCUGUCAGAGCACUACCUCGACAAGAUCCUAGCCGACACGGAAACCGGCAUGUACGACGUGGUGGGAUGUGCAACCCCGUGUGAAACACUAUCACCGCUCAGGGAAUCACCUCCAGGCCCAAGACCUCUGCGAUCUUUGGAUAAGCCAGAUGGGCUGCCAAGCGAAGAGCUGACCGAAAGUGAAAGGAUUCAGCUCAAGGAGGCAAACCGCCUCAUCGCGCUAUCAGCAAGGCUUGCGGAAAUCCAAGCUACAGCGGGCAGGGCCUUCUGGAUCGAGAACCCAGAUCACAAAGACAAGCUGGACCUAUGGAAGACCACUCCCCUGAAGUUCCUCGUCAGAGAGUUCAACGUGUGGAUCACCGAAUUUGACCAAUGUAGGUUUGGAGCAGAAGUUCGGAAGCCCACGAAGCUGAUGUCGUUCCACAUGAACUUUUGGGGCAUCGGAGACCUCAGAUGCAACCACCCAGUUCAACAGUGGACGAGAACGGACGGCUCCACCUACAAAGCACCACACGAAUCCUUGGUGCAGAGAUGGAGAACAAACGACGAGGGGAAGAAGGAGAGAGCCAGCAAAGCACUGGCAGAGUAUCCUCCACAGCUGAACUACGCAUUGGCCCAAGCCACAGUGAGUGUCAGCAUGUCCAGAGCAACGGCUAUGCUCACUGCUCUGAAAGGAGAGCAUGCACCCUCACGAAGCUGA